AUGGUGGAGGUGAAUGAAAUAAGGGAUGUGAGGGAGACGACAUUGGUUUCAGCAAGGAAUGUAGAGGCAGAGUUGACAGUAGUGGAUGGCGACGUACCUGAACAGCCAUCAUUUACAGCUGGAUUGGAUAGGAAGAGGGCUAGGGCCAGGGGAAGGGACUCGAACAGGUCAGACGCUUUGAAGAGUCUUCCAGUGAUGUUGAGGGAGUUCAGUUACAGGGAGCUAAAGAAAGCUACCAACAACUUUGACUUGAAGCACACUUUGGGUCAAGGUGGAUCUGUGGUUUACAGAGGAUUGCUGUUGAAGGAAAAUCUUGAAGUGGCAGUGAAGAAGUGCUCCAGGCUAGAGAUCAAGGGUAAAGAGGAUUUCUUGGCUGACCUCACCAUUAUUUACCGGCUGCGCCACAAACAUAUUGUCCCAUUGCUCGGUUGGUGUCGGCAAAAGAAGAUGCUACUCAUAGUCCACGAGUUCAUGCCAAAUGGCAGCUUAGACAACCACCUAUUCUCUGGACCGGAAAAUACAACCCUAGGAUGGAACCAGAGGUACAAGAUCAUAUCUGGAGUGGCUUCAGUCCUACAUUACCUCCAGGAGUUCCGUUGCAAAGUAGUCCACAGAAAUAUCGCGGCCAGCCACAUAAUGCUCGAUUCCCACUUCAACGCUCGCCUUGGCAACUUCGGCCUGAGAAGCGCAGAACCCGAAGGUGUGUCGGGCACAAUGGGAUACAUUGCCCCCGAGUGCUUCCACACUGGAGAGAUGACCUGCGAGUCUGACGUGUACGGCUUCGGGGCGGUGGUUCUAGGAGUUGUUUGCGGUCAACGACCGUACACCAAAAUCGGAGGGUUUCAGUUUUUGGUUGAUUGGGUGUGGUCGUUGCAUAGAGAAGGACGUGUGCUUGAGGCCGUGGAUGAGAGGCUUGGAAAUGAGUAUGAUGUUGAAGAAGCACAAAGACUUCUGCUUCUUGGGCUGGCCUGCUCUCAUCCCAUUGCUUACGAGAGGCCUAAGAGCCAGACCAUAGUCCAGGUUGUUUCCGGGUCUAUUCCAGCGCCCAAAGUCUCGCCUUUUAAACCAGCUUUCGUGUGGCCGCCCUUGCCAGAAGGAUCGGCAGCAUUGCCAAUCGACACUGGUAACACUUGAUAUACCACAAUGUCUUGGCCUCUUGGCCAGAGUGCAAGCUUCCUGGACUGGUAUGGAAGAGCGGAAGAUUUGUGAGUCUUGUGACAGCGCUUCUCUGGUUUAUGAUUCUUUUGACAUCAUCUAUGAUCUGUCACAAGUUUAUCAGUCCUGUGUUUCAUCUUGUUUGUUUUUCGAUUGAGAUAUUGUGGCAUUUGUUAUAGUAUAAAUGUGUUGUAA
Rosa rugosa (rugosa rose) is the source of this 1350-nucleotide messenger RNA. RefSeq names its product probable L-type lectin-domain containing receptor kinase S.5. The transcript is spliced from 3 exons. Lineage: Eukaryota; Viridiplantae; Streptophyta; Magnoliopsida; Rosales; Rosaceae. The coding region runs from base 1 to 1134 and encodes 377 amino acids. Gene Ontology annotation, cellular component: plasma membrane. The record is from RefSeq and is a predicted model, not a curated record. Gene Ontology annotation, biological process: protein phosphorylation. Gene Ontology annotation, molecular function: protein kinase activity; ATP binding.